This is a messenger RNA of Bemisia tabaci, 2474 nucleotides long. RefSeq lists its product as uncharacterized. Lineage: Eukaryota; Metazoa; Arthropoda; Insecta; Hemiptera; Aleyrodidae. The record is from RefSeq and is a predicted model, not a curated record.
CAUUCCGUCUCCAGGGUGCGCAUUAUUCAGUAUUGUGUUGUGGCUAUAACUUCAAGGCUCCAAAUUUUGUGAUACUUUCAUAUAAGCUGUACAGGUGUUAUCUUUAUCACUUCCUAAGAGUACAACCCACGAUGCAACCCGGAAGAAUUAAUAUUCAUUGCAGUUUCUAUGUUAUGGCAUUCUUGCUUGGCAUCGCCGCAUCGAGGAAUCCUCAACCCGCGGAUCCAUACACAAACUUGCGUAGCUUAAAUCAUGAGGCCGAGAGUCCUAUCGUCCCUCCAACUAUAGAUUAUGCCUCGUACAUGGAGAGAAUCAAUGGCUCCUUACAGGAUAAAGACUUCGAGUACAUGCUAGACUACUACAACAAUAAGAGCAGUAUUGCACUGGAGCUCCUCCACAAUUUUGAUUCUAGUGACAUUUCAAGAAUGUUGGUGGAGAAGGCUGCUUACUAGAACACAACUCCGGUCCAGUUCUUGGAGGAGAUGGCGGCUUUGAUCUCCUUGGAAAAAGAGCAGUAUUCAACCUCCAAAGGGAACUAUGGAUCAGACCCAGAAAAAAGAUUAUCAUUCCUGAAAAAAAAGUACAACGUUUCUGCUGCCUGUGAAGUUCCCGACUGCGUCUCUAUUUCAAGGGUAGCCUACGUGUUUCCUCACCUAGGUCUCAUUGGAGCGAGGCCGAUUCUUGUUCGAAAAGAAAUGAAACAAGUUGAUAGGGCCUCCUCAGAACAGGUUCUAGUUGUAGAACCAAAUGUACUAGGGGACCCGCUUUUUGGAGGACUCAUACCCUUACCAUCAAACUCAUACGAUUCGAAUUCCGGUUUAUCUCCCGAAAAUUUACGAAGAAUUAUAACAGUGCACCUUUAUUACUCCCGGGACAUCUUAUACAGGAAUGAGACGGUUCCUUUCCGAAAUCAGUGCAUCAUGCUUCACCGAAGAAUGAGAAAGAGUCUGUUGUCCGGUGAACGCAAAAUCCGCCUGCUCAAGCUUCAUGACGUCCUUAAGGAAAGCGAUGGUUACGAUAACCGCUUAAGGGCUGAAAUUGAAACUGCAUACGACCACAUCUCAACCGAUUUUAAAUCUUCAAUUCCCAAUUGGUUGUAUGAAUAUAACGGAUUUUGGAGAAUUACUUUAGCCAUAAACUGAAACAAUUCUGCUCGUGGGUGCGGAUAAUUGAUCGGCUUCAGGAAUGCGACACAGUAUUGAAGGCAAAUUGACAGAACGCUUGCUGUAACUUGAGCACUCUAGAUGCUUGCAAACUUUUAUCUUUAAGAAAAUAAAUAAAUAAACAUGAAAAAAUCAAAUAAAAAGUCAAAGGUAUUAAUCAAGUUCUGUGUGUAUAUUUCAUACGAAUAUUUAGUGAUAUCUAGUACUUUCUCUUUAAAUAGGCAAUCGGUAAGCAUUCAAAAAAAUGGGCAGUUCGAGCAAAAUGGAACAUUGUAGACCUGCAAAGCGAUUAGCCUUAAAAGUGGAGGGUAGAAUUCAGCAUUUGCUCUUGUAAAAAAUCAUCGAUGCGCGAUGGUGUUAUCAUUUCAACCUAAACGACCGAUAGAUUAUUUUUUAGACAUUUAGUAUCAAAGAAGUUAACUUAGGUCAUAAACCGAUAAUUUAUUCCAUUAGUUGGCUACCUAAUCAUUGUUAAUCCGGAAAAGAGAUAACAGAAAUGAAACCAAGUGAUCAGUAGGUUUCUUCAAGGAACUUUGUUCCUUGAAGAACUUUGAGAGCACUAUAAAGGCAAAUACUGAAGAUUUCUCGUCUACUAAAAAAAAUAUAUUUAUGUCUCUUCUUUUCAUUGACAUUAUUUUUCAUUCAAUCAUAACAGUUGUGGUUUUUCUAAGUGCUGCAAACCAACAGAGAUCAAUCGGUUUUCAAAACGCUUGGUUGCCCUAGGGUAAAGUCUAUCCGAAUAUGAGUCUCUCUUUCCGCAAUUUGACAAAAAGUUUCAGAAUUAAUAAUUAGAGACAUUGACCGGAGUCAGCUAAUAAAUGCCGACUGAAAAUCAAAAGAAUCCGAGGAUAUACUUUUAUAAACGUUCGUAUUUAAGUAUUCAAGCAAAGAAUUUCUGGGGGUAACAUUUAGCACAUUUCAAUAGUCUUUAACCAGUGUAUUGUAUUGCAUUCCACCAGAUUUUACGAUUUGUCAAGUUUCAUUUGUAUCCCUGGGUCUCACACCUAUACAGAAAAUAAAAUUUACUAUACUUUUUUCCGAGUGACAUUCAAUAUUUUCGUUAGCAUUAGAGGUAAUUAGAACAUUCAUAUUAUUUUUAUUUUUUUUAAAAAUGCAUUUUUUUUUGUUUUCUUUUUUUUCUUUGUUGUUUAGCUAAUCUAUAAGACUUUAUCAUUAAAAUCCAAAUUUAGUCAAAAAUUUAGAUCCUUGUAAGUAGUAAUAAUAUGUAUUAUUAUUAAAUAAAAUCAUUCCAUUUCUGUUUAAUCUUUUAUAUGUGUAGCUUUCAAUAAGCAAAUCACAUGGCGAUGCAAA